AUGAUUGCCCAAGGUCCUGUUCUUCCAAGCGCUGCUCUUCGCAGCAAUGGAGGGAGUACUACCGGUGGCUAUGGAAGGAGCCCACGAUCAGGCAAGGAACUUCAGAGCCCCGAGAAGCGUCCAUCGGUUCCUCGCUACCGUUCCGCAAUGUUGGAUGCAUCUCCAAGGAGUACGACAUCUGGCAGAAGCAGUCCCGAAGCACGAAAGGCCCAAGCUGCAAAACAAGCACGGCGCCAACGUACAGCGAUGCUCAUCUCGGACCGCACUCCAAAGGCCAAAGAAAAUGGCAAGUUUGACCACUCAAGAACGGCAAUGUUGAUGGCCAACAAAUCCGUGGAAGAUGAUGGCACGCAGUCCACAAACAGCUUGUUCAGCAUGAUGCAAGGCAAGGUCAAAGGUUUGGUCGAGUCGGUACGCCCACGCUAG
This is a messenger RNA of Symbiodinium pilosum, 426 nucleotides long. Lineage: Eukaryota; Dinophyceae; Suessiales; Symbiodiniaceae. The record is from the annotation of a GenBank genome assembly.